This is a messenger RNA of Drepanopeziza brunnea f. sp. 'multigermtubi' MB_m1, 840 nucleotides long. RefSeq lists its product as uncharacterized. The record is from RefSeq and is a predicted model, not a curated record. Lineage: Eukaryota; Fungi; Ascomycota; Leotiomycetes; Helotiales; Drepanopezizaceae.
AUGUCUGGAAAGUACCAGCCAGCGCCUCAGCGCGACUCCCUCGAUGACAACACCGCCCACUACUCCCAAGCACCUCCAUCUUACGUCGACCAGCAAUCCAGCUCGAUGGACCAAGCGGCUCUUCUAGGAGGAGGUCCGCGAAGCAGCGAGGACAACAUUCCCGAUGACUUCAAGUUCGGAGGGUCGGUGGCGGAAGCCUCGAUUGAUAUCCGGAUGGCGUUUGUGAGGAAGGUCUAUGCGAUUCUCUCCGUACAACUCAUUGCUACUGCGGUCUUGAGCUCUGUUUCUUUCUUCAGCGAGGCGUACAAAGGGUGGAUCCAGAGUAACCAGUGGAUGAUGUGGUGUUCGUUGCUUGGUGCUAUCGGUUUCAUGCUCUUGACUUACUGGAAACGCAAGUCUUAUCCUAUGAACCUUCUCUUCUUGGGUGGAUUCACGGCAUUCGAGGCAUAUUCAGUAUCCGUCAUCGUCUCAUUCUAUCAAUCCCGGAUCGUUCUCCAGGCUGUUCUCUUGACAGCCGGAAUCUUCGUCGCCCUCACUCUCUUCGCAUGCCAGACCAAGUAUGACUUCACAUCAUGGAUGCCAUACCUGUUUGGCGCACUGUGGUUCUUGAUCCUUUUUGGAUUUAUGGCUGCCUUCCUUCCCCAUAACAGUACCACAGAGCUGGCUUAUUCGGGAAUUGGAGCUCUGAUAUUCUCGGGGUAUAUAUUGGUUGAUACCCAGCUCAUCAUGAGACAUUACCAUGUGGAGGAGGAGAUUGCGGCUGCGAUCUCUCUUUACCUAGAUGUUAUCAACUUGUUCCUCAACAUUCUGAGGAUCCUUAAUAGCCAGCAGAAUAACUAA